Messenger RNA from Misgurnus anguillicaudatus (oriental weatherfish), 3331 nucleotides. NCBI's taxonomy places the organism in Eukaryota, Metazoa, Chordata, Actinopteri, Cypriniformes, Cobitidae. The record is from RefSeq and is a predicted model, not a curated record.
ACGUAGGGUUCUGCGCGUCUGCAUUUGGUCCUAUAUCUUUUUCUUUGGGGCUCCCCAUAGGCUACACAUCAGGAUUUCUGAUCGUAAAUAUUUAACAUGUUAAAUAUUUAUGAUUCGCGAUCGGAGCGGAUCCGACGUUCUUCCAAUCAGGGACACUCAUAACACACGUCACACCAAGGAAAAAUUUGAUAAAAUAAUCUGUAGAACCAUCAAGAUAAUCGGGACAUAACUAGGAUUGUUGGAAGGGCGGAAAUCGGCCGAAAAUCAACCCGAUUAUCAUUUGGUGUGUACCCAGCAUAAGUGUAGGCUACUUAUUGGUGUUAUUUUGAGACACCAUGAAUAUAAACAAAAAUGUGCUAAAAGUACUCCAGUACAGCAGGUGGCGGGAACGCGCCGCUUACUCUGCUGCAUGACGACUCAUGAGCACGAGCAAAUGCUGUAAGGACACAGUCAUGGCGUCGUGCAUACGCUUAUUGCGCGGACCUCUUAGAUUAAUGAUCACACACAAUGCAUUAAUAUCACAAAGUAAAUUAAUCCCGCAUAGUAAAAGUCAAUGGAGCGCGAGCUGGACCUGCAGACAUUUGUUUCAGUCGUCGUCAGUAUGGGGGGUUGCUCCUCUGAAGGUCCAGAUGCCUGCACUCUCACCCACCAUGGAGGAAGGAAAUAUUGUCAAAUGGCUCAAGAAAGAAGGUGAUGUUGUCGAGGCUGGGGACGCUCUUUGUGAAAUUGAGACCGAUAAGGCUGUGGUUGUUAUGGAGUCCAAUGAGGAUGGAAUCCUUGCCAAAAUACUUGUGCAGGAAGGCAGUCGAGGUGUGCGUUUGGGAACUCUCAUUGCUUUGAUGGUUGGUGAAGGUGAAGACUGGAAAGAAGUUGAGAUCCCGCGCCUUGACCCCAUAACACCAGCUACAGCUCCGCCUACUGCAGCUGACCCCGCCUCUCCUGUGGCCCCGAUCCAUCCACCUGCAACAGUCAAGGCGUUACGUUUGAGUCCAGCUGCGAGACACAUUUUGGACACACAUGGUCUGGACGCUGAUCUGGUGACGCCUACAGGCCCACGAGGUCUUGUUACUAAAGAAGAUGUUCUGAAUCUGUUGAAUCAGCGGGGUAAAGGCCAAGCUGCUCCUCCUGCAAGAGCUGCUACUUCUCCUGCCCCAACCCCACCUCAACCGGCUGCCCCCACCACUGGUCGCCCCACUUACCCACCUGUUUCUGUCCCUGGUAAACCUGGAGCUCCGGGCACGUUCACAGAGAUACCAGCCUCAAAUGUUAGGAGAGUCAUCGCUCAGAGAUUAACGCAGUCGAAGACCACCAUACCUCACGCGUAUGCUUCAGUUGAAUGUGAUCUCAGUGCUGUCAUGAAGCUCAGAAAAUAUCUGGCCAAAGAAAACAUCAAGGUGUCAGUCAAUGACUUCAUCAUUAAGGCUGCUGCUGCUACACUCAGAGAGAUGCCAGAGGUGAAUGUGAUUUGGUCCCCUGAGGGACCUCGAGCUCUUGACUCCAUUCACAUCUCUAUUGCCGUAGCAACACCGCGGGGUCUCAUCACACCCAUCAUUAAAGAUGCUGCUAACAAAGGCCUUCAGGAGAUCGCUUCCAGUGCAAAGGCUUUGGCCCAGAAAGCUCGGGAUGGGAAACUAUUACCAGAGGAGUAUCAGGGAGGAUCAUUCAGCAUCUCUAAUCUGGGAAUGUUUGGCAUCAGUGGAUUUAGUGCAGUUAUAAAUCCUCCUCAAGCGUGUAUUUUGGCUGUGGGCAGUAGCAGGACUGAAGUCAGGUUGACAGAACAGAACCAGGACAGUUUGACUCCUGUCCUCUGUACUCAAGAGCUACUGACUGCUACGUUAUCCAGUGAUGGACGUCUAGUAGAUGAUGAACUUGCUUCACGCUUUCUGCAGAAAUUUCGUUCAAACCUUGAGCAACCCCAACGUUUGAGCCUGGCAUAGAAAGUCAAAAAUGUCAUCUAAAGCAACAUGAGCUUCAAGUGAAAAUAGGGUGAAAUAUGGUGAAAGUUACUGCUUAUUUAUUCAUUAAGAUGUAUAUAAAGUUGUAUGAAGCACCAGGAGUCUCUUUUAAGUCUAGGCUCCAUUAAUAAACUUUAGUUAUUAUAAUACCAUAACAGGAUUUUUUCAGGUAUAAUUAAGUCGCUUACGCAAAAUAAAUUCAUUAUAUACAACUAUUGUCACAUUAUAAAAAAGUCAAAGCCAUCACAUCAUGUUUGGUCUGUUUGCUUUAUCUGAUAAUAAACUUGUCUUCUGCUGUACAUUAUUGCAGUCCUUUAUCAUUGGGACGGUGUGCAGGAUUAUGUUCUCUCUUUCACUUCACUCGUCUGUUAUAAGAUGUGAUUUUUUUCAGAUGUUCGAUGAAUGUUUGUUCUGAAGUGAUUGGUUUUCAGUGUGCAUCAGUAAUGUGCAAGCACCUGUUUGCAUAGGUACAAUAAAAACACAAGGUAGGCUAAACACCUUUUCCUCCUUAUAAAAAAGGAUUAAGCCUAGCCAUCUUAAGUUAAAUAUAAAUUAUCAAGUGAAAACAAAUGAAAUAAAAUAGUUUAUUAUUGUUAUUUAGUGUAAAUUUACAGAUCCUCCAUACAAAUGACUAUGUAACACAUCAGAGUCUUUAUGAAGUGAAAGUAAGCCGGUAUUUGUGCAGCUGCACUGUGCGAAACUAUUUAAUGAGGAAAUAAAUUUGAAUAACUCCAUGUACUCCAUCCUAAACUAUAUUUAAAAGCUUGUUCUCUGCUUUUCUGUGUUUCUAUUUCAUGCAACGCUGCUUUGGAACAAUGGACAAUUGUGAAUAGCGCUAUAUAAAUAAAAUUGAAUUUAUUUCAAUAUAUUUAAGAACUCAAGCAGAAUGAAUAAAUGAAAAGCGCUCCAUAAAUGAACCAUCCAGAAUCAUUGUGUUGCAGUAAAGCUUUUUUUGCAGUGGAUACAGGUACAACUUUGACCAAAAAAUGCUGAACCCACGCUCCACUGGCCUUCCAGGACAAGUUUCUCAAAGAUUAGAUAGGAAAUAACAUGUAAAGGGAAGAUAAAUUAAUCAAGAGAACAAAACCUCAGCUCCAUUAAACAGUUAGGGGUAAAAACUGAGUCUGAGAUCAUGAAGAUAUAAUAAAGAUUGUAUGUUUUUUUUCCUUUAGAUUCUGCUUGCUUUGGGUCUGUUUUAUUAUUUGACACUAUGUGAGUAUGUGAAGCUGCUUUUUAAACCCAAUGGCCAUAGUUCAUGGUGAAUUUAAAGACUUGCAUAUGUUUUUUGUUUGUUUGUUUGUUUUCAUGUGUAAGCUAUGUUGUCAUAGCAAAGAAAGAAAGAAAAAAAACCACAUCACUAGCAACAUCUACUGUAC